Linum tenue is the source of this 1165-nucleotide messenger RNA. NCBI's taxonomy places the organism in Eukaryota, Viridiplantae, Streptophyta, Magnoliopsida, Malpighiales, Linaceae. The record is from the annotation of a GenBank genome assembly.
CUGGAAAUGUCGAAAAUCAAUGGGCAGAGUGGGUGCUUUUAGGGUGGAAACUCAACCCACCACCAACUGCAACAUAUCAACAGUUAUUAUCAAAAAGUUUCUAUCAACAGUUGCCAUUCUAGAACAUCACAUCAUAUCCAUGGGACCUCUAUUAAACUUAGUGGAAAAAACUUACAGGAAGAGAAGGCUUUGUAUAGUGGAGGGUUUUCAAUAAUAAAAAAAACUGACAAAAGCCGUUGAUCAUCUUUUCUUCUUCUUUCCCCUUUUCCUUUCUAUUUUUUUCCGUCUGCUUGGCGAUCGUUAACGAAGCCAAUUGUUUGUUCAUUUCGUCGCGGAGAUCUGAGCUCCUGAAUUCAGGAAGCCAUCUCUAACUUAUCGCCUGAAGCAAAUGAGUUCAUCGUCGGAUCCAAAGUUUAGCCGAGAAAGAAAUAUUCAUCAAAUUCUUGGAGAAGGUUUAGUUGCAGAUGUAGUACUAUGGAGGCAAACCAACAUCUCGGCGGGGAUAUUACUAGUAACAGUAGCUUCAUGGGGGGUUUUUGAGAUCUCUGGCUACACUCUUCUCUCGCUUGUUUCUAGUGUGCUUCUCCUCCUUCUGAGCAUUCUAUUUCUCUGGGCCAAAUCAGCUUCAAUUCUCAAAAGACCUCCUCCACCUCUACCAAAAUUGCAGCUCUCCGAAGAAAUAAUGAAUCAAGCUGUAACUUUGAUCAGAACCCAUGUGAAUGAGUUGCUUGCUGUUUCUCAGAACAUUGCCCUAGGGAAAGACACAAAGCUCUUCUUCAAAGUGGUUGCAUGUCUCUUGCUAAUAUCGGUUGUUGGUGGUAGGAUUGAUUUUCUCACUUUGGGCUAUACUAGUCUGCUGAUGAUUUUGACCGUCCCAGUAUUGUACGAGAUAUAUGCGGAUGAUGUUGAUAGAUACAUUAAGAUGACUAAAUACAAGUUACAGAAGCUGUAUAACAAAAUUGAUGUGGAGGUUAUUGGUAGAGUGAAAAAAUGUAUAUUGGAUAAGCAGAAACUAAGUUGAUUCCUUCCAUUUUAGUUCCUUUUUCAUUUCUUUUCCAAUUUGGCUGUGUCCUCCAAGGUGCUGAGUGAUUAAUGAAUAGGGGCGCUUUUGUGGAGCUUUGCUAAUUCUUUUUUAUUUUUAUUUUAUGAAAUGGUGUUGUAUCAU